Molecule: messenger RNA, 1380 nt
Organism: Bemisia tabaci
Lineage: Eukaryota; Metazoa; Arthropoda; Insecta; Hemiptera; Aleyrodidae
Source: RefSeq, a predicted model, not a curated record
UGUCAAUACCGCACAAUGUCAUACCGCAUAACGUCAUACGUCACAGACCGAAUUCUCCAAAGCGCAAUCUCUCUGUUAAUAUUGAACGUAGAAAGUUGCUGUUUGGACCGAUCUUAUUUUUUCUUAGCUGCUCAACAAGAAUCAAGCGGCAAAAAUCGAUUCUGUGAUCAGCGCACCUGACCCAUUAGGUAUUGCGGAGGAUGGACUCCGCGCCAAGCGGGGGAAAGCGCGUGGAGAAAAAGCCGAGUCUGUGGCGGAAGCGAUUGCUUAAAGAAGAAGACGAGACCGAGGUGGUGCCGGCGAUAGAGCAGCUGGUUCUCUUGACGGCAGACGACAGAGUAUUCGAAAGCGAAGACAUCCUCGCCGACGCAGAGGAGAAUGUCAUCCCCUCGCCUUACGCCCAUGACUCCAUCUCCGAGAGCGCAAAAAAAUACGACUCGGACGCCAAUUUCUCCGACUGUUACUUGGCAAUCGUCAGGGCAUUGAAAGAGCUACAGAAUAAAACUCCCCGCCCCAUCGUGUCGUUGGAAGCUCUGGAGAGCGAACUAGAAACCAAGCCAGCUUUCUACCCCAAACCAAUACCAAGAAAAGUUUUGAAGAGCUUUCAAAGGAAACUGGAAAAACACGACCUGGAUCCAAGCUUGCUGGAGAAUAAGUUCCAAAAGGUAUUCAGCAAGGAGCGCAGGCGUCAUCCCGACAAUAAAGGAACAAACAACAUGAAUAGUUUGUGGCAGAUGCUCGCAACUUACAAUGAAUUCACCGUGACCAAGCCGGAUUUCAACAUUUACGAUGAGAAAUGUCAUUGGCUCGAUCAAAGACCGUUACCAUGGAUCAUUCAAGAGAAUUCCAGAAAGAAAUGCGCUCAAUGGUUGACCAGAAAUUUUGAAUGAGUCAAUGUAUCUGCUGAUGUCCUGUCCAAAUCCUGAUUAUACCUGUUGGGUCCAAGACGAGUCGCGUAGCUCAGUUUCUGAGUAACAAGAAGAGGUCGAAAACUCAUGUUCGCAGACCCUGCUCAAGUACUUGAAUUCAAAUUGCGCGGUUCCAUAUUGAAUUUCAAUCUUCCUGUGGACAAGGCUGCCAUGAGUUGCAAGAAAAAAUUCUCUAUCUUGGCCCGGUUCGACUAAAAUAACAUUUAUUGUUUUAAUCUAAAAAAUAUUCUUAAAUAAAAUUAUCAAUUAUACGUUAAAAUACACGCAGGAGAAAACAUUAAAGUUCAGUGUGACAAUUCAAAUUACCUACCUGAAAAUGAGACCACCACAUGAGAUAAUUUAAGUUUGGUUCUGAUGAACGUGUAGCACAGUUCGCGCCAUUUCAGUGAUAAAGGAAAACAAUUGUUUAUCACCUCUGUAAUCUGAUCAGAGACAAAAUCUGAUCAAGUGA